GGCGGAAGUGAAAGCUGUCGUCUUCCUGUCCGUCUGUCCCGUCUGUCCCCAUGAUCCUCGCUCGGGCACGGCAACACCGACUGACGCGGGUCGCAGGGGAAACUCCACUUGCCGCAACUCAACUUUCCCCCCCACGGUCUCGUCUCAACUCUCGGUGCUACUGAGGCUCCACACACAUGGAUCACAGUGGAGCCAGUGAGGGGCCUGGGGCAGGCAGAGGGACCCCCGUCCCCUCUGCUGGUCCGCCCGCGGGUGCCAAGGGUCGAGGGGCCCAGAGUGGCCCGAAGCCCAGAGUGAAGAUGACGCCCUUCCACAGCUCACCCAUAGUCGACAGUGAUGGAGCCCUCUGCAGCAAGAGACCCGGAGCAGCGUCUGGGAAACUGCUGGCGUCACCUGGCCGCCUGUUGCUGGACACACCUGGACGUAAGACUGCCCCAGGAGUCAGGGAGAGACCCCCCCCCGCCGCCGCCGCCGCUGCUGCUGGGAGGUCAGAGGAACACGCCCCCGGUCCAGGCUCUGCACAGGCGACGAUGGAAGAAAAAGCACACGCCAGUCAAGUGGUGGUCAAGGCUGCGGGCAAGAAGGCCAAAGCUGUCAGCACCGAGCUUUGUGACAGCCGCAAAGGCAAAGAGAAGAGAGCCGCCUCCACCACUGCCAAACCUCCGUCAGCUGUGAAGAGGAAGAGGCGAAAAAUGGGAAUGUACAACCUGGUCCCCAAAAAGAAGGCCAAGGCCCUUAAACAGCAGGAGAAGAAAGAGGAGGUGGGAGCCAGCUUGGAGAAGAGCAGAGCUGCUGCAGAUGACAAAGCACCGGAAACCCCGGCGGUCGGAGAGCAGGCGGCAGUCAGGAAUGAAUCUCUGCUGGGGACAGAGCCAGGAGAAGGCACCCACGUCGAAUACACAGAGCUGGCUCUGGACUGUCUAGACCUGAAGGCUCAGGAAGAGCUGCUCUCUCCUCCCCUGACAGCAGACUCUGAGGUGACAGAAACGGACCUGGCGGAGGAGUUACCUCUGUGCUGCUGCCGUAUGGAAACUCCUCACUGUGGAGGAAGCCUGACCUCGUUGGAUCAGACCUGCAUGGCCAUGGAGAGCACGAAUGGAAUGCUGAGUCGCUGCCAGAGGCGCGUGAUGAAGCAGGAAAUGAUGCGACCCUCCAACACGGUCCACCUACUGGUUCUGUGUGAGGACCACCGGGCCGGCAUGGUCAAGCACCAGUGCUGCCCUGGCUGUGGACUCUUCUGCAGGGCGGGCACCUUCAUGGAGUGCAGGCCAUACGGCAGCAUCUCGCAUCGCUUUCACCGUGACUGUGCCUCCAUACUGAAGGACUGCCGGUUCUGCCCCCACUGCGGAGAGGACGCCAGUGGCGCCAAGGAGGUCACGGUGCCGAAGGCUGAACAGUCGCCCUCUGUACCCAGAUCGAACCCCAGGCUGUCACUUCCCACUGUGGCUACCCUGCCGUCGGAACCAACCACGCCUGCGGUUCCACAGAUACUCCGAGCGAAGAAGUCCAGCGAGCCUCAGAGGAGCAGAGACGAGAGCCCGAGCAGGUUAAAGGGCGAGACUGUGUGUGCUGCAGAGAGACCCAAAGAGUCGCUAGAGACCAUCCUCAUGGCACUGGAUGAUGAGAACCUGAAACCAAAGAAAGUGAAGUACCCCACCAGACAGCUGUACAUCUCUGCUAAACAAGGAGAGCUCCAGAAGGUCAUUCAUCUCUUAGUUGAUGGGAAGGACCCCAACUUUUUGAUGGAGGGUCAAAACAAACGCACUCCUCUUCAUGCAGCGGCUGCCGAGGGUCACAAGGAGAUCUGCCACAUGCUGGUUCAGGCUGGAGCCAACCUGGAAAUGUUUGAUGAAGAGCAGAGAACACCGCUGAUGGUGGCCUGUGAGAACAACCACCUGGACACGGUGAAGUACCUGCUCAGAGCUGGAGCCGCCGUCUGCCACAAGGAUAUCAUGGGUUUCACCUGUCUGCAUCUGGCUGCUAAACUGGGCCAUCAUGACAUAGUCCAUCAUCUGCUCUCCAAGGCAUCCAAACACAUCAACUGUCAGGACGACGGGGGCUGGACUCCCAUCACCUGGGCCGUCGAGUACAAGCACAAGGAGCUGGUCCACCUGCUGUUGGCCAGAGGGGCCGAUGUUAACAUCAGAGACAAGGAGGAGAACGUCUGCCUGCACUGGGCCGCGCUGUCGGGCUGCGACGACGUCACCCAGGCUCUGCUGGAGGCUCAGUGCGACCUCAACGCUGUCAACGCUCACGGCGACGCUCCACUUCACGUCGCCGCCAGAGAGAACCACAUGGAGUGUGUGAUGUUGUUCCUGUCCCGUGGAGCGGACGUCACUCAGAGGAAUAAGGAAGGGCAGACGGCUCUGGAGUGCUGCGUCUUCGGCUCCAACGUGUGGACGGCCCUCAACACCAACAAGAAGCUCACCGAGGCCCGGAGGGGCCGGGACUGUCGAGGAGAGAGGAUGCUCAGCAGGGACAUCUCUCGGGGGUACGAGGCAGCUCCCAUCCCCUGUGUUAAUGGUGUCGACAGCGAGCCCUGCCCCGACAACUUUAAGUACAUACCCGACAACUGUGUCACCUCGCCGCUGAACAUAGACAAGGACAUCACUCACUUACAGCACUGCAGCUGUACGGACGACUGCUCCUCCAGUACCUGCAUGUGUGGUCAGCUCAGUCUGCGAUGUUGGUAUGACAGUGAGGGGCGACUGCCACUGGACUUCUGUCAGCGCGAGCCCCCCGUGCUGUUUGAGUGUAACCAUGCCUGCUCCUGCUGGAGGACCUGCAGGAACCGAGUGGUCCAAAACGGACUGAGCCUAAUGAUGGCUCGCCUCACUGACAGUGACAGCUCCUUGGAUCUCAUAUUGAGAGGUAACAGCAACAGAUUCCAAAUGCAGAUGUCACUCCUGGAAUCAAGUCCAGACCUUUUACCUGCUUAAUUGAUGAUGAAAUAAUGAGGGAAAAGCCCACACCUGUCCAUGAAAUAGCUUUUGAGUCAAUUGUCCCAUUACUUUUGGUCCCUUAAAAAGUGUGAGGCACCGUUCACCUGAUUUGGAUGUAAAUACCCUCACAUGAAAGCUGAACGUCUGAAGUUAAAGCACAUCUUGUUGAAGAGGAUCGUGUCGAUGUCCCAAUAUUUAUGGACCUGACUGUAUAUAGUGUCAUUUUUGUCGUAUAGAAUAGAACUUUAUUGUCCACCGGAGUGGAAAAUUGUCUUUCGCUCACCAGUAAAUGAACAGAGGCAUGAAGACUGACAGUCGCACAGCACAACCAGCAAUGACUGACAGGGUUAGCAUAAAAGCCACAUAGAAACAACAUAAAAGCAAUAUUUGAAGAGGUUUUUAGAGGCUUUAGUGACUCUAUGGCGCCUCCCGGAGCUCAAGGGCUCAAACUGGCUGAAGAGAGGAUGGGAGCUAUCGGCCAAGGUACUCCUUGUCCUCACAAAUUUUGUUUGCCAUCGAGACGACAACCCUGGAGAGUUUGUUUUUAUUCCUGCAGUUUAAGUGACAGUACCAGGCAUGAAGAUGGAUGGUGAAAACACUCUCAACAAGAGAUCUGUAUACAAGUUCGAGAAUCUGCUGGCUUACCCCGAGGCCGCUGAGUCUUCUGAGAAGAUAGAGUCGCUGUGAGCAUUUCUUAAAAAAUAUAUACGGUGUGCUUCCAGAGGAGCUCACCAUUUGAAGUUUUGCGCAGUUUGAGCAGGUCGGCCGUCUAUUGGAACUCGCUCUGUGAUAAGUUCUGGUUUUGUGCAGAAGGUCAGCUUUAAUGUGGGCAAGAUAGGCAGCUUCAGAGAGUGGGUCAGUUUUCAGUGAGGAGGCCCACCAGGGCAUACUUGACCGGUUCAAACUUCAAUUCAUUUGUGAGAAGGGAGAACAGUGGAGGGGAGAGAACGCGGCCCUUGUGGGCAGCGCUCACAGUGAGAACCCCCUGACACAGACCCUCUGCGGGCGGCGAGUAAGGAGAUCUCUGAUCCAGUGUGCAGAUACAGCACAGCCCACUGCACGCCGUCCAGCUCUCGCAACACGUCAGUGUGAGAAAGUUUUAAUAUCCGAUAAUAAACAAAGUUGAUAUGGUUUUAUUGUCUGAUGAAAAAAAACAAAAACACAAGGCACGGGACUGUGUCCAGAGACUGUUCUGUCGAAGGCCCCAUCUCUACUCGUUAUUUCAAUCAUCCAGAUAAAAUCCGGAUGUGACGACUCAACUAGCAGCAGUGAACUCCAGAACGUUGUCGGCCCGGGAAAAGAAAAUUCCCUGCUCUUACUUUUCACCGCUGCCGUUCCUUGUUAGACAAUCUGCCUCCUGGUUACAAUUGGCAUGCACGCGCCCAGUGAGUGUAUGUCAAUGUGUCAAUGGCCGUGCGAUGUGUGUGUGUGUCCAGGUGUGUUAGCGUGAACGGGGAUUAUUUCUGACACAGAGCUGAGACGCUCGCCUGGACGGAGACGGCUGUUUUUGAAAACGAGAAGAAAUCAGCGUGGACGCAGCCUCAGAGUCUAGCCUCUGGCCGACGGCGGAUUUACACCAGACCAGCGGAAGAGAGAAUCAAUUCUCUCUUCCAGGAACGGGAUUGCCUCAAGUUGUUUUUCUCCCGUGAAAAUGUGUUUUUCCUGAAUAAAAUCAAUGCGAUCUCUUGACUUAAUGUUCCUCCUAAGCUCGCUGCCGCCCUAGAUAACCGCCCUGCUGCUGUUGUUGUUGUUGUGGUGGGUUUCAGAGCCCGGCUGCAGCUCUUCAGGACACAGAAGAUG
This is a messenger RNA of Scophthalmus maximus (turbot), 4742 nucleotides long. It is a transcript of the gene ehmt1a, whose product is annotated as euchromatic histone-lysine N-methyltransferase 1a. Gene Ontology annotation, cellular component: nucleus. The record is from RefSeq and is a predicted model, not a curated record. The coding region runs from base 177 to 2939 and encodes 920 amino acids. Lineage: Eukaryota; Metazoa; Chordata; Actinopteri; Pleuronectiformes; Scophthalmidae. The transcript is spliced from 20 exons. Gene Ontology annotation, molecular function: protein-lysine N-methyltransferase activity; p53 binding; histone methyltransferase activity.